GCUGAGAUGUGAAGAGCCCCUGAAGCUGGUUUGGUCACUGCUUAGGACACUUUCUCUUGUUCUGUUCUGUAGAUUCUUUGUUUGGUUUGGUUUGGUUCUAACUGGUUAGACCCCGGUUUAUUAAAUAAUGUUUAUUGAUUUUCUCUUGCUCUGUUGGGAUUAAUUAAGCCGUUAUAUGUUGACUCGGAUCCUAAUCAAAGUUCAAUACUCAAAACGUUCAAAGAUAUAUUUACAUCGAAAUGAUGUUUAUUAAUACAAAACGUUUCCUACAAAACAAAGAAAUAAAAUGUAGUUGUUUUUUUAAGAAAAAUUAACAAGAAAUGUUAUUAUAUUGAUAAUCUCUAAUAAAAUAUUGCAUUAUAUGUUCUUUUUUUUAGAAACAUCCUUGCAAUUAGUUUUGUAACGUUUGAUUUUCAGAGUUAUUGGCAUGUCAACACUUCGUGGCAAGUAAACAUGAAUAAGCCAACUUUCUUAAUCAACCCGAUUUGUUUGUUUAUAAACGGCACGGCAUGCAUGCGUUACAGAACUUUAUUUAUGCCUGAAACGAUCAGGUUAAGAGUAUCUUAAUUCUUAACCCAAUCACAAUCCAUGCGUUUUUUUGUUUAUUGUAACAAUAAAUUAUUGUGCCUGCAUUUAAAUAGUAACGUGCAUGCAUUUGUAUAUGCCUAAUUAUUUUUAAUUAUGAUUAACUUUAUUAUUGAUUGUACGAAAGUGAUACUAAAUGAAACAUUUAAACGUGAAUGCAAGCGAAAAUAAAUGAUAUUUCACGUGAUUUGUUUUUAUCUUUGCAUUAGUUUUCACUUAGUUAUAAAAUUGCAUUGCUUUUAUAGUCAUCGAGUUAACGGUAAAUGCUCUAUUUGAAACAUCAAUAGAGACCUUAAUAACUUAAGCACUAAUGCAUUAUAACAGUAUUUUUUUAACUUUGAAAAGUGCAAGAAAUCUCAUAUCAUUAAUGUCGAUUUUACUUGAUAUACAUUAUUUACAGCGGCAAUAUUGUACUGAUAAACUUCUUAUUGAAUUACAAUUACAAGCAAAAGAAAUUGUCGGUUACGGUUAAUUAAUUAUAUAAAUAUAUAUUUAUUUAGACAGCCCAUGUUCAUAAUUUCUUUAAUAAUAAAAGACUGUUGGCAUGUCACACAUUGUUGUGUAUUAUUAAGCAAAUAACCAGUGACAUAAUUUUCAUGAUUAUUAGAUAAUAAUACUUACUAAUUAGUUACUAUUAUAUCUAAGGAUGCCAUGUUUAACACAUCUUUUGUCAACUCUCUAUAUAUUUUAAUUUUUUUGGUAAAAUCAACUCUAUAUUUAUUUAUAAGAUAGUCUCCUCUCCUCGCAUCACACACAUGCAAAAGAGAAAGAAAAAGAGUGUAGAGAUCUAGAGAGAGAUGACUAUGACUCUUCCCUUGAAUUCGACGAAGACGACGCCAAUGAAGCAGAAUCCGGUGGUGGCGGUAUCUUCUUCGCCGUCUCUUUUCUUGGGUCCGAGUUUUCCUCGCCGUCUUCGAGUUUCAUGCGUUGCCACAAGCCCUAGAAAAACAAGUGAACAAACACACAAGAAGACGUUUCGACCCAUCAAAGAGGUACCAAACCAAAUAACCCACACAAUAACACAAGAGAAGCUUGAGAUCUUCAAAUCAAUGGAGAAUUGGGCACAAGAAAACUUACUGUCUUACCUCAAACCCGUCGAAACUUCAUGGCAACCACAAGACCUUUUGCCUCAGACCAAUGACGAAGACCAAUUCUACGAGCAAGUGAAAGAGCUAAGAGAUCGAACAAGAGAGAUUCCCGACGAUUACUUUGUAGUUCUUGUCGGAGAUAUGAUCACCGAAGAAGCAUUGCCAACUUAUCAAACGACUUUGAAUACACUCGACGGUGUCAAGGAUGAGACCGGCGGGAGUUUGACGCCGUGGGCGGUUUGGGUUAGAGCGUGGACGGCAGAGGAAAACCGACACGGUGAUUUGUUGAAUAAGUAUCUCUAUCUAUCUGGUCGUGUUGAUAUGCAACAUGUUGAAAGAACUAUUCAAUAUCUGAUCGGAUCUGGCAUGGACUCAAAAUUUGAAAACAACCCUUACAAUGGCUUCAUUUACACGUCUUUCCAAGAGAGAGCGACUUUCAUCUCCCACGCCAACACGGCGAAGCUAGCCACUACCUACGGCGACACCACUCUCGCCAAGAUCUGCGGCACAAUCGCAGCUGACGAGAAGCGGCACGAGACAGCUUACACACGGAUCGUCGAGAAGCUCUUCGAGAUCGAUCCUGAUGGGACCGUACAGGCUCUAGCGAGCAUGAUGAGGAAGCGAAUCACGAUGCCGGCUCAUCUGAUGCACGAUGGUCGCGACGACAAUCUGUUCGACCAUUACGGUGCGGUGGCGCAACGAAUAGGAGUUUAUACGGCGAUGGAUUACGCCGGGAUAUUGGAGUUUUUGCUGCGGCGGUGGAAGGUGGAGAGCUUAGGAGUGGGUUUGACCGGCGAAGGAAGGAGAGCACAGGAGUAUCUGUGUAGCUUGCCGCAGAGGAUCACGAGGUUAGAGGAAAGGGCUAACGAUAGAGUGAAACUUGGGUCGAGGCCUUCUGUUGCCUUCAGCUGGAUCUACGGGAGAGAAGUCGGAUUAUAAGAGACAGUUAGCUAGAGAGUGUUGUGUUAGUGAAGUUAUGUUAAGAGUGGCAUGUUUGUAAUAAAAUGUAACCAUAAUAAACGAACUUAAUGAAGAAAAAUGUUGAUAUUGACUGUUAAUAGAAUGUUGCAUUAGAGAAGAUAUGUCAUGGAAAUGUUUGAUGUUGUUCACCUCAGACAUAGUGGACAAAUAUAUAUAACAACUUAGCAA
Molecule: messenger RNA, 2822 nt
Organism: Brassica rapa (field mustard)
Lineage: Eukaryota; Viridiplantae; Streptophyta; Magnoliopsida; Brassicales; Brassicaceae
Product: stearoyl-[acyl-carrier-protein] 9-desaturase 2, chloroplastic
Biological process (GO): fatty acid metabolic process
Cellular component (GO): chloroplast stroma
Molecular function (GO): stearoyl-[ACP] desaturase activity
Source: RefSeq, a predicted model, not a curated record